GUUAUAACUCUGCGUCACCCAGCGGGUCAGAACUGAAACUAAACGAACAGCGGGGAAGUUUCUACUCUCCCAGAUAAUAGCUUUUGUUUGGCAACUGAACUGAGACCUUGUUGAUAAGCAGCCGACCACAGCAGCGUUACCGAGCAGGGGCGGUGAUUCAUCAGAUUAAAAAAAAUUAAAUACAUCGAGUUUCUUUUCCACUUAAAUGAAAGUAGAGUUCAGUUUCUGUCAGUUUUGAAAUGAUGUGGCAGUGAUUCACCUGUUGACUCCUCCCGAACGAGUCGCUACAUGAAGAUAAUAACCGAGACACAGCUGACUUCAUAUGAAAUCUGACUCACAAUUCAACUGGCACAACAUCACACUGUCUACGAUGGCUCAUAACAUCGUUUUCUUUGACCUGGAGACCACUGGAUUAGACACUACAGCGUGUGACAUCAUCCAGGUGUCAGCCGUCUGUGGAGAGAGGGUCUUUAACGUCUACACCCUCCCCCGCCAGACCCUCACCGAGAGCGCCAGGCAGGUGACGGGCUUCACCGUCAGUGACGACAUCCUGUUUCUCCGCGGGGCUCCUGUUGACACCAUCCCUCUUGUUGAUGCUCUCACCUCCUUCAUUGACUUCCUGCGCUCCUUCCGACGGCCCGUGCUGCUGGCAGCCCACAAUGCAAAGCGCUUUGAUGCACCUGUGCUCAACAGAGUGCUGCGACAGCUCUCCCUGCGGCAGGGGUUCCAGAAGGUGGUGUCUGGGUAUGUGGAUACCUUCCUGCUAAGCAAGAACCUCAACCCAGGUCUGCGCAGUCAUUCUCAGGAGUACAUGGUCCGCCACUUCCUAGGAAAGACCUACAACGCCCAUGAUGCAGUGGAAGACGCCACAAUGCUGCAGGAGCUGUUCAACUCAUGGAGUCCCAAUACAUGGCACAUUUCAAGAGUUACCUUUUCCACCUAAGCAUUUUUUUAAAGGCUACAAAAAGGUGGCUGGGUUAGCUCAGUUGGUAGAGCAGGCGCACAUAUAUAGAGGUUUA
Messenger RNA from Perca flavescens (yellow perch), 1019 nucleotides. RefSeq lists its product as uncharacterized. Gene Ontology annotation, cellular component: cytoplasm. The coding region runs from base 323 to 943 and encodes 206 amino acids. NCBI's taxonomy places the organism in Eukaryota, Metazoa, Chordata, Actinopteri, Perciformes, Percidae. Gene Ontology annotation, biological process: DNA catabolic process. The record is from RefSeq and is a predicted model, not a curated record. The transcript has 3 exons. Gene Ontology annotation, molecular function: 3'-5'-DNA exonuclease activity; nucleic acid binding.